Messenger RNA from Anopheles coustani, 1188 nucleotides. RefSeq lists its product as uncharacterized. Gene Ontology annotation, cellular component: extracellular region. The transcript has 2 exons. Gene Ontology annotation, molecular function: chitin binding. NCBI's taxonomy places the organism in Eukaryota, Metazoa, Arthropoda, Insecta, Diptera, Culicidae. Bases 1 to 1188 code for a protein of 395 amino acids. The record is from RefSeq and is a predicted model, not a curated record.
AUGAGGCCGAUUGAGUGUUCAAACAUUGAUCAGUCGUGGUUGAUCUCGUUGGUAAAAAUGCUGAACUCAGUGGAUCCAGGAUUUUUGUUUCUAGUCGUGUUGAUAGUGGUAUCGUACGGUCAGGAAAUAUAUCCUGACUCUAUAGAGUCAAGUGCAGAAGAAUCUUUUGGUGUUUUCGAAGACAAUAUCCUGCAGAAUGGUGAACCAGCUGGUUCAUUUUGGCAGGCUCCAAAGAAAAACGAGCAGCUUUCGCCAGCGUUCACAGACAAAUCAUUGUCAGGAAAUUGUACUGGAACAUCAGCAAUCGCGUGUACUGGUUGCCGCCGCGUGCGUGUAUGUAUUCCUGGAAUAAGAGACCCAUCGAUGUUGCCAGAAAUCAACUGUCCUCCGUCGACCUACUGCCAUACCCUAGCAUUUGAUAUGGGAGGCGCUUGUCUUGCUACAAUAGACCCACAGUUUCCAGAGUGUAGAGGAACCGCUGAUAACAGUAACAGCGGACAAGGAACGGGAAGUGAUUUAUGCACGGGAUUGGGAGUCUUUCCGGAUCCGUCAGACUGCCACCGUUUCAAUCUGUGUACGUCAAUUGGAGGUUUCGCUCGCAAGUAUAAGUGUCCAUCUAACUAUGUGUACAACUCCCAGAAGAAAUCCUGCAGCAAAAGUAGCCGUUGUCGCAAAAUACAGUGUCACCCAAACGUGGGAUCUAGCUUUGUCGGAUAUCCGCAGGAUCCCAAGUAUUACGCCUAUUGCAACUAUGAACGUAGUGGAUCACAACGUGUAUUGAAAAGUAUUGUUAUGUAUCGAUGUAGUGCAGGCUCAGAGUUCAAUGACUUAGCAAACGGCUGCGUAUUCAAGUGUCCUCGAGAAGGAUUUUUCCGUAAGCCCGGAUAUCCAUCGCGUUUCUAUUGGUGUCGCAAGGUACGAGGGAAUCUAUUCGGUUAUGAACAGGCUUGCCCGUGGCCGGGUUCCUCUUUUAAUCAUAAGCUAGGAAUUUGCAUACCACCACCGUUAACGACUACCAUGGCCCCCAUUACACCAAUUACAACUGCACCGACGGUUGCUACCGAUUCCUCAUCAACCUCAGCAACUACACAACCCGCUCCUACAACGACUCCAUUAGCAGAUUCACCACUGGUUUUACCUCCAUGGCCGCAGUUUUCUUCUCUGCCUGUAUCAUCACUAAUACAGUAA